This is a messenger RNA of Klebsormidium nitens, 654 nucleotides long. Lineage: Eukaryota; Viridiplantae; Streptophyta; Klebsormidiophyceae; Klebsormidiales; Klebsormidiaceae. The record is from the annotation of a GenBank genome assembly.
AUGGAGACCGCCCGGAACAACGCAGUAGCAGAAAGCGCGCACGCGAAUCCACCACCGCGUGAAGCCACGGAGUCGCCCCCACUUAGCGUCAGCGCCAUGAAGGAGCGGCUCUCGCAGUUCUUCUCUUUCAUCAGCUCGCGCCUCAAGCAGUGCGCGGAGGACAUGGGCAAAAUCGCAGACGAAGAGAUGAUCCACCUCAGCAUGCGCAUCGGCGCGCCUAAGGGCCAGUUCCACUUCAACAACAGUCCGGAGAUCUUCGCGGCCGCCAUCAAGCCCCUCCGGACCGAACACGGCGAGAAGCUCUGCCAAGCGCUACAAGACACCUUGCACCGCGAAAUUCAGCUCUUGCGCAAAACCAAUCAGCGCUACGACGCAAAGCUCGAGGCGAAGAAGAUCCAAAAGCAGCAGCGGAUGUUGAAAGAGGAAGAGGCCGCUGCGCAGCUGCUCGAGAUCACAAUGGAAACGACCAUCGACGAGCUGGUCGAACGCAAGCUCGACACGGGACCGCUAUGGUGCAAAUUGGUGGCGGGCGGUUUGCCGGGCUACGGCGCGGAAAAUUGGCCCGGGCGCCGUACCAAUUCAAAUUUACCGUGCGGGCCCUCGGCCCGAGUUCCGGGUGCGGCAAAAAUUGCCCUCGGCAGCAAAUCGGCUUGA